Trichoderma virens Gv29-8 is the source of this 2208-nucleotide messenger RNA. RefSeq lists its product as uncharacterized. NCBI's taxonomy places the organism in Eukaryota, Fungi, Ascomycota, Sordariomycetes, Hypocreales, Hypocreaceae. Gene Ontology annotation, molecular function: ornithine decarboxylase activity. Bases 564 to 1910 code for a protein of 448 amino acids. Gene Ontology annotation, cellular component: cytoplasm. The record is from RefSeq and is a predicted model, not a curated record. The transcript is spliced from 2 exons.
CUUUUUUUUAUUCGCCUUGUGCGCUUUGCAUUCAAACAUUCCCACUGCAUUUGCUGCUGCCGUCGUUGCUCUAGACUCGAUUUCUAGAGCUUCCUCUGUCCUCUCUUCGAUACCGUCUUGGUGCCUUUGGUCUCUACAAAGGCACUCACCUCUCCCAUCACGGCUCCCCAGGCCGUGACUGACAAAGAUUUCUGCGCUCGCAAGAUACCUCACAUCAUCAACACCAUCCCCCCACCCGCUGCUUGGACACUCUAAGCAGCUCCGCGACUUCUUGCUUUUCGACGUGCCGCCUCGUCACCAGCCUCCGUCCCCGUCGUUAAACGACACCCAUCAGCUGCCGCAUAGGAGGAGUUCUGCGGUUCUUCCUCUCGCCGAGGAAGAGUCGUCGAGGAGGCCUCGCCAGAUCACUGAGGGAACAGUCUGCUAUCGCUUUCGACCACCCUAACAACCGCUUUGCUAUAUAGCUGCACAGUUUCCCCUUUUUAGAAAACAGCUUCGGACCUCUCUUCGAACUACUUUUCUUUUUCUUCAAAGAAAACAUCCCCCCGAUAAACUCUUGGGAUAUGGUUAUGGCAACAGCUGUCCUCGACAAUUACGUCCACAAUGUCAUCCAUAAUCAUGUUGUGAAGAAGAAACCCCAGUAUCUGGGCGCUCUUCAGAACAAUGUUGCUAUUGAUCCGAAGCAAUUGAUCGGUGAGGCCUUCCACCAGCGCGUGGGGGCCGUUGACCAUGAGCUCUGCGACCCCGGUGAAGAAGAUACCUUCUUCGUAGCAGACCUUGGUGAGGUUUACCGCCAGCAUCUCCGCUGGAAGAAGAACCUGCCCCGCAUCAAGCCUUUCUAUGCCGUCAAGUGUAACCCUGACCCCAGGGUCCUCCAGCUUCUUGCUGCGCUCGGCACUGGCUUUGAUUGCGCCUCCAAAGGCGAGAUUGAACAGGUCUUGGGCCUCGGUACUAGCCCAGACCACAUCAUCUACGCUCAACCCUGCAAGACCAACUCCUAUGUCCGCUAUGUCAAGUCGGUUGGUGUCAAGCAGAUGACCUUUGACAAUGCUGAUGAGCUCCACAAGAUCGCCAAGCUGUUCCCAGGCGCCGAGCUCUUCCUUCGCAUCAUGACUGACGACACCUCGAGCUUGUGCCGCCUCAGCAUGAAGUUCGGUGCCCCCAUGGACACUACCGAGAGCCUCCUUGCCCUGGCCAAAGAACUGGGACUCAACGUUGUCGGCGUGAGCUUCCAUGUGGGAUCUGGCGCUUCCGAUCCCGCAGCUUUCUACAAGGCCGUUCUCGACGCCCACACCGUCUUCCAGCAGGCGCGCACCUAUGGAUUUCACUUGCGAGUCCUCGACGUCGGCGGUGGUUUCUCCGGAGAGACUUUUGAGAAGAUGGCCGGCGUCCUUGACAGUGCUCUAACUGAGUAUUUCCCCUCUGGAUGCGGCGUUGACAUCAUUGCCGAGCCUGGUCGUUUCUACGUUGCUACCGCCUUUACUAUUGCGUGCAACAUCAUCGCUCGUCGUACCGUCGAUGAUCCCUCGGUCCAGACCACUAGCUACAUGGCCUACAUCAACGACGGAGUCUAUGGCAACUUCUCGAGCAUCAUGUUCGACCACCAGCACCCCGUUGCCAAGAUCCUUCAUAGCGGUGGCCAGACCCUCUAUGACACGUACGCUGCCGAGCCCUGCUCACCUGGCGACGGUGUCGAGUAUUCCAUCUGGGGUCCUACUUGUGAUGGCAUUGACCAGAUCAGCCAGAGCACUCACUUCCAGCGCAUCCUCAAUGUCGGCGAUUGGCUCUACUUUGAGAACAUGGGCGCCUACACCAAGUGCUCCGCCACCCAGUUCAAUGGUUUCCCCAACUCGCACGACACCAUCUAUGUCUGCAGCGAGCCUGGUGCCAAGGCUCUCUUGGACCUCUAAAUGGCGUGGCCUCACGACGAAUGACUUUGGAUUCAUUUGCCUCGAUCAUUCGUAUGCAAAAAUGGAGGAAAAGAUGGGUGGAAGUGGGUUACUUUCUUUCUGGCCAUUGGUCUAUGACGGCUCCUUAAGGGGCCUCCUAAUUCAGGAAGCCUAUGAGAGCCAAAUAGCAGGCUUCUUAAACCGCUGUCACAUGUGGUUUGAAUAUAUUGAACAAUCAUUAUUGUGAGAAAAGACUCUCGAGAGUAGAUAGACAAUCAAAAAAGAUGCCUUAAUACAGCAUAUGAAAAGUUUUAUAUCA